Messenger RNA from Etheostoma spectabile (orangethroat darter), 2150 nucleotides. Its product is annotated as multiple C2 and transmembrane domain-containing protein 1. NCBI's taxonomy places the organism in Eukaryota, Metazoa, Chordata, Actinopteri, Perciformes, Percidae. Gene Ontology annotation, cellular component: synaptic vesicle membrane. Gene Ontology annotation, biological process: regulation of neurotransmitter secretion. The record is from RefSeq and is a predicted model, not a curated record. Gene Ontology annotation, molecular function: calcium ion binding.
UCGUGCAAUUUCCUGUUAGUGGUCACCCCCCCCGGGACACGUUGCCGAGCUGAAUCAGACACUUGAGUCGCUGUUAGCCGUGUGCAGGCGUGGGCGUGGGCGCAGCAGCUUUUUAUUUCUUGUGAAGAUGUCGGGCACGGCUGCUCCAUGCUCCUCGGGGGUCACGUCUGAGCGAGCCCCCCCCAGCUCGGGGAUGUACAAGCUGGAGGUCGAGCUGAGGAGAGGACACAAUCUGGCCGUCAGGGACAGAGGAGGCAGCAGUGAUCCGUAUGUCAAGUUUAAGCUCGCUGGAAAAGAGGUGUUCAGAAGCAAAACCAUCCACAAAAACCUGAACCCGGUGUGGGACGAGAAAACGACUUUAAUAGUGGACUGUCUGAGUGACCCGCUGUAUGUGAAGGUGUUUGACUACGACUUUGGCCUUCAAGACGACUUCAUGGGUUCUGCGUACCUCUACCUCGAGUCCCUCGAGCAGCAGAGGACGAUACCUGUAACUCUGGUGCUGAAGGACUCGCAGCACCCGGAUCAGGACCUGGGCACCCUGGAUCUGGCCGUCACCCUGACCCCUAAAGACAGUCCCAUAGAGGAGCGGAGAGACUCCACCCAGGGACAGGUUAUGAAGUAUCGGUGGAAGCCGUACGUGAAUAAAACCAUGCUGCUCAGGAGGUCCUGGAAACGAUCCACAAAGCAGCAGCAGUCAGUGCGUCUCUCUGAGCUGCAUCGAAAAUCUCAGCUGUGGCGAGGGAUCGUCAGCAUCGCGCUGAUCGAAGGCCGGAACCUGAUCCCCAUGGACCCCAACGGUCUGAGCGACCCCUACGUCAAGUUCAGACUGGGACCCCAGAAAUACAAGAGCAAGACGGUGCCAAAAACCCUGAGUCCCCAGUGGAGGGAGCAGUUUGACCUCCACCUGUAUGAAGAGACGGGGGGGGUGUUGGAGAUCACGGUCUGGGACAAAGACACGGGGAGGAGGGACGACUUCAUCGGACGCUGCCAGUUGGACCUCUCCACCCUGUCCAAGGAGCGAACUCACCACCUGGAGCUGGCCCUGGAGGAGUCCCGGGGCUCCGUGGUGCUGCUGGUCACGCUCACCGCCUCGGCCCACGUCUCCAUCGCCGACCUGUCCGUCACGCCGCUGGACGACCCGCAGGAGCGCCGGGAGAUACUCCGGCGAUACGGCGUGAUGCAGUCGUUCUCUAACUGGAAGGACGUGGGCAUCGUGCAGGUGAAGGUGAUGAGAGCCGAAGGACUCAUGGCUGCAGACGUCACCGGGAAGAGUGAUCCGUUCUGUGUGUUGGAGCUGAAUAACGACCGGCUACAGACUCACACGGUUUACAAGAACCUGAACCCCGAGUGGAACAAAGUCUUCACCUUUAACGUUAAAGACAUCCACUCGGUGUUGGAGGUGACGGUGUUUGACGAGGACAGAGACCGGAGCGCUGACUUCCUGGGAAAGGUGGCCAUCCCGUUGUUACAUGUCCGUAACGGCGAGCGGAAGAGCUACGCGUUGAAGAACAAGGAUCUGACGGGGCCGACUAAAGGAGUCCUCCACCUGGAGAUAGACGUCAUCUACAACACUUUUAAAGCUUCUUUAAAGACGGUUGUCCCUGCAGAGCGGAAAUACAUCGAGGAAGAACCAAAAGUGUCCAAGCAGUUGCUCCAGCAGAACUUUAACCGUGUGAAGAGGUGCAUCAUGGUCCUGAUUAGCUACGGGACAUAUAUCAACAGCUGCUUCGAGUGGGAGUCUGCACAGAGGAGCAUCGUCUCCUUUGUGGUCUUCGUGGUGGUGGUCUGGAACUUCGAGCUCUACAUGUUGCCGCUCGCUCUGCUGCUGCUGCUCGUCUGGAACUACUUCUUCUCCUCGAGCAGAGGAACGGCCGACUCGGCGGAGGCCGUGUUCGACUGGGAGGACGAAGAAGAGGACAAAGAGGACAAGGAGUCAGAGCCCAAGGGCUUCAUGGGUAAACUGUACGCCAUCCAGGACGUGUUCAUCAGCGUUCAGAGCGCCCUGGACGACGUGGCGUCGUACGGCGAGCGGAUAAAGAACACCGCUAACUGGACCGUGCCUUUUCUCAGCUGGUUGGCGAUUGCUGCCUUAUGUUUGGCCACAGUUCUCCUCUUCCUCGUUCCUCUUCGCUACCUGGUGCUGGCGUGGG